Messenger RNA from Apiotrichum porosum, 1656 nucleotides. RefSeq lists its product as uncharacterized. Gene Ontology annotation, biological process: transmembrane transport; carbohydrate transport. Lineage: Eukaryota; Fungi; Basidiomycota; Tremellomycetes; Trichosporonales; Trichosporonaceae. The transcript is spliced from 6 exons. Gene Ontology annotation, cellular component: membrane. Gene Ontology annotation, molecular function: carbohydrate:proton symporter activity. The coding region runs from base 1 to 1656 and encodes 551 amino acids. The record is from RefSeq and is a predicted model, not a curated record.
AUGAGCAGUCCUGAAGACCCUAAGCCCGACACUGUUGUCGUGGCUAACCACGAUACCGGGAUGGACCCUUUCCUGGUCGCUCAAGCUCAGCAAGCCGCGGCCAAGGAAAAGGCCAUGCCGCUGAAGCAAGCUGUGCCAAUCUUCUGGCGCGGCAUGUUUUGGUCUGGUAUCCUCUCUGUCGCUUUGGUCAUGGAGGGGUUUGAUGUCGUUCAGCUCGGUGCCUUCUACGCUCAGCCUGCUUUCCAGAAGCACUUUGGCGAACCUACCUCGAGCGGUUCGGGUUACUACAUCCCUGCCAACUGGCAGUCGGCUAUCGGCAACUCGGGUACCGCUGGCACCGUGCUAGGCCUCAUCUUCAAUGCUUGGGCUCAGUACCGCUACGGUUCUAAAUGGGUGUAUGUGGGAGCGAUGACCCUCCUCAUCGGCGCACUCGCCUUCACACCUUUCGCUCCCUCUCUUACCGUCAUUCUUAUUGGCAGCAUCUUUAUUGGUUUCCUCAAUGGCAUUUUCCAGACUCUCACAACAGCUUACGCGGCUGAACUGUGUCCCAUGGUGGUCCGCCCGUACCUCACCUCCUGGGUCAACGUUUGCUGGACCCUCGGAGCCUUGCUCGGAUCGGCGACCCAAAACGCUACUCUCAACUUCCCCGGCGACAGCGCAUGGAAGACUCCUCUGUAUCUCCAGUGGAUCUGGCCCGGUCCCUUGAUCGUGGCCGCCAUUUUCGCACCGGAAAGCCCCUGGCACCUCACGCGUACUGGCCAGAUCGAUGAGGCCAAGAAGUCCAUUAGUCGACUCGCAUACCCUGGCUACUACUCAGAGGACGACCUCACAGCACAGGUGGCGCUCAUGCAGCACACCCUUGCAAUCGAGGCCCUCGAGCACAAGGACCAGAGCUUCCUCAACUGCUUCAAGGGAACCAACCUUCGUCGCACUGAGAUUGUGGCGGCUGUGUUUGCCGUCCAGCAGUGGUGUGGCCAGCCAAUGACCAGUCUCUCGACCCAGCUCCUCACCUCAGUCGGCCUGAGCGUCACCAACUCGUUCCGAAUUUCCCUUGCUACCUACGGAAUGGGCCUUCUGGGCACCCUUCUCAUGUGGGGUGGCAUUGGACGGUUCGGUCGUCGUCGCAUCUACCUCGUCGGACAAGCCGGGAUGGCAAUCGUUCUCGGUGUCAUGGGCAUUCUUGGUUUCUUCAAGACCACCGCCAUCGUUUACACCACCAGUGCCAUGCUCAUCUUCAUGAACUUUAUCUUCCAGUGUACGGUCGGCCCGGCGUGCUAUACAUAUGUGGCGGAACUGCCGGCGGCCGAAGUCCGCUCGCCCACCAUCGUCGUCGCUCGUGGCGCAUACAUCCUGUCCGGACUGGUUACCGGCCAGCUGACUCCGCGCAUGCUGUCCACUGAGGAGUGGGACUGGGGAGCCAAGUGUGGUCUAUUCUGGAUGGGCACCAACAUCCUCGGCCUCAUCUACUGCUACUUCCGUAUGCCAGAGACAAGGGGCAGGACUUUUGGCGAGCUGGACAUUCUCUUCUCCAACCAUGUGCCGGCCCGGAAGUUUGCCUCCACCAAUGUCGAGGAGUUUGAAGAACUCAACGACCCUAUGGGGGAGAAGGAGAAAGAGACGGGUGAAGUACAGCAUGUUGAGGCCUUGGCCUCAUAG